This is a messenger RNA of Alternaria metachromatica, 1443 nucleotides long. RefSeq lists its product as uncharacterized. The record is from RefSeq and is a predicted model, not a curated record. The transcript is spliced from 3 exons. Lineage: Eukaryota; Fungi; Ascomycota; Dothideomycetes; Pleosporales; Pleosporaceae. The coding region runs from base 1 to 1443 and encodes 480 amino acids.
AUGGGCAAAUCGCGACGACCGCGUGUGACAAUACCGACAAGGAUAUUUGUCUUCUGCGAAGGAACGGGACAGAACGCGACUCAAAACACGGAACCCACGCAAGAUACAAAUGUCCAACGAUUCAAGACAUGCGUGCCCGAGUCAAGAUUUGUCAAGAACGUUGGUGUGGCCGGUGUAGGAACUCAUGCGCCUGAGAAUGCCGGUAGGAUGAGCGUUCCAAAGAUAGUGGACAAAGGCUACCAGGCUACUGGAGGAGAUAUUCACUCCAUCAUCCAUGACCUGUACUUCGACCUCUGCGCAAAGUAUGAGAACAAUGCCGGCGCAGAAAUUCACUUGAUCGGGUUCUCAAGAGGUGCCUUUGCAGUGCGUAGUCUGGCCUGUCUGAUUGACAACAUGGGUUUGCUCAAAGAAAAGUACGUGACGAAGCACUACAAGGAAGUUUACGAGAUCUGGUCAUCACAGAACAAAACUAGCUUAACCAGUUGGGCUGAAGGAAAGAGAGGCUCUCUGGCGGUUCAUCCUGUCAGCAUCACCAGCUGUGGGGUCUGGGAUACCGUAUCCGCCAUCAUGGCAUCGCCCACCCUUCCAUUUGCGAAGACAUCACCCACCCUCUCAUUUGUGAAAGAUACGGUGCCCACCAACCUGAAAUUUGCAUUCCAGGCGCUAGCGCUGCACGAGUCAAGACACUUCUACAAGCCGAUACUUUGGAAACAUGAUCCAAAGGUUACACAGUUCCCCUGUAUUCUUACGACUGGCUCUACUCGACUCAUGAGUCGAAAUGACGCUGAGCAGCGAUCCGUGGCAUGGGUACUGGAUAUCAUGAAGAAGAAUGAGAUAGAGAAGGAGAAGGACGACGAAAACAACACAAAGCACGAUGGGAAGAAGAAGCGUGGAGAAAAGAAGAAAAAUCGUCCAGAUACCCUUAGAAUUUUGGAAGAUGAAACCACCGAGUGGGAGAACACAAUUAUCAACACGUGGACUAUGAAAGCACAGAAACUCGUUGACAAAGAAGUCGGUAACAUUUUCGAGAAAGGCAUCAAGGACUAUAAUAUGACUAUCGCCCAAAUCGUCCGUGGAUACAAAGAUACUCGCAAAGCUCGUGGCCUCAAUUCCGGACAGAUAUGGGACGCGUGUAAGCACAGAUUCAUGAUCCAAGAGGCGUGGCGCUGUAGUCUAGAAUGGUUUCUCCGUGAGAACAGGAAGCAAGGGACCUGCGAAGCCGCACACAAGGUCCUCUACCGUCCACCCGUGGAGGGAACCACUACCAAAGAGACGUUGGAUGACCCACAUAAUACCCCGGAUCCUCGUGACGGGAACUUGUCAGACGGGCCAGCGCUAUCCACAAGAGUCAAGAGCUUGGAGAAGAGGAAGAAACAGCAGAAGAAAUCAAGGACACUAUCCGAAGACGUCACUUCAUACGACAGUCAGCGCGUCAACAGUUGA